Messenger RNA from Ochotona princeps (American pika), 2853 nucleotides. Its product is annotated as midasin-like. Gene Ontology annotation, biological process: ribosomal large subunit assembly; rRNA processing. NCBI's taxonomy places the organism in Eukaryota, Metazoa, Chordata, Mammalia, Lagomorpha, Ochotonidae. The transcript has 21 exons. The record is from RefSeq and is a predicted model, not a curated record. Gene Ontology annotation, cellular component: preribosome, large subunit precursor. Gene Ontology annotation, molecular function: ATP hydrolysis activity; ATP binding.
AUGAGGCUGUGGGUAGAAGGCUACUGGAUUUCAGUGGGAGACAAGGAGCCUACAAUUGAUGAAUCUUACGUUCUGACGUCUUCCGUGAAGCUAAACCUGAGAGAUAUCGUCCGAGUGGUGUCUGCAGGAAUCUAUCCUGUACUAAUCCAGGGAGAGACAUCUGUCGGUAAAACAAGCCUGGUCUGUCGGUAAAACAAGCCUGCAGCUACUGGCAACCACUAUGUGCAGAUUAACAACCACGAACACAUGGAUAUUCAGGAACACAUAGGCUGUUACACAUCCGGCUCUUCCAGGAAGCUUGUCUUUAAGGAAGGUGGUCUUAUUGAUGCUAUGAGACGGGGCUACUGGAUUAUUUUAGAGGAAUUAAAUUUGGCGCCUACUGAUGUGCUGGAGGCACUAAAUAGACUGCUGGAUGAUAACCGGGAAUUGCUAAUAACAGAAACACAAGAAGUUGUCAGAGCACAUCCUCAGUUCAUGCUUUUUGCCACUCAGAAGCCCCCAGGACUUUAUGGGGGCAGAAAGGUGCUUUCUAGAGCCUUUAGGAAUUGGUUUAUGGAACUAUACUUUGAUGAAAUCUGGCACAAGCGCUGUAGUUGGCCGCCCUCCUGUUGCAUCAGAUUGGUUAAAGUCAUGCUGGAUCUCCAGUCAUAUCGCAGGAGUUCUUCUGUGUUUGCUGGAAAGCAGGGCUUCAUCACUCUGAGAGAUCUGUUGUGCUGGGAUGAAUGCUACUGGCUGGCUGAGCAGACGGACAAGGAAUAUGAUUGGCUGCAGCAUUUAGCCAAUGAUGGCCUUAUGCUUCUGGCAGGUCAAGUCAGGAAGCAGGAAGAGAUUGAUGUGAUUCAACGAGUCCUUGAGAAACAUUUCAAGGAAAAACUAUGUCCCAAGUCACUUUUCUCCAAAGGAAAUGUGCUGAAAUUACUGGGUAAAUUGUCUCCCCAGUUGUCUUUGUUGGAAUCUAAGUUCAGCCGUGUCGUGUGGACCACAGCCAUGCGGAGAUUGGCCAUGCUGGUGCAAUGGGCAUUGGAAUUUGGUGAACCAGUGCUGUUGGUUGGAGACACUGGGUGUGGGAGAACUACGAUCUGUCAGUUGUUUGCAGCUUUAGCAAAUCAGAAAUUCUGUCAACUGCCACUUAUACACAUGGAGACCUCGGACUUCCUGGGGGGGAGGCUGCGACCAGAAGAAGUGGACACGUCAAAGCUUUUUGAAUGGCAUGAUGGGCCUCUGGUUAUGGCCAUGAAAGAGGAUGGUGUUUUCCUCUUGGAUGAGAUCUCGCUAGCAGAUGACUCUGUUCUUGAAAGACUCAAUAGCAUCCUUGAGGUGGAGAAGCCUCUGGUGCUAGCUGAGAAAGGGAGCUCAGAGGAUAAAGAUAAUGAAGUGGAGCUGUUGACUGCUGGGAAAAAAUUCCGUAUCUUAGCCACCAUGAACCCUGGGGGUGACUUUGGAAAAAAAGAGUUGUCUCCUGCCUUGAGAAAUCGGUUUACGGAAAUAUGGUGUCCUCAGAGUACAAACCGUGAAGAUUUGAUUCAGAUUAUCAAUUGGGUUGACAUAGCUGAAGUGAUGCUGGAUUUAAUUGAUUGGCUGACCCGCCAGGAGUUUGGCCGAAACUACGUGGUCAGUAUCAGAGAUCUCCUCUCGUGGGUGAACUUCAUGAACACAAUGGUGGAAGAAGCUGAUUCGAAAAGGCCAGACACCAUCUCUACAGUCACAUCUUUUGUUCAUGUCGCCUGCCUGGUGUACAUAGAUGGAAUAGGUUCAGGUCCUGUCCGCUGCAGGAAUAAUAUCACCGAUUAUGCGCUCAGUGCAGCCACUACCGGUAUGAAUGCCCAGAGGCUUUUACGAGCUACCAAACUGAACAAACCCAUUCUUUUGGAAGGCUCACCUGGUGUUGGCAAGACAAGCUUGGUGGCAGCAUUAGCAAAGGCUUCAGGACAUACUCUCGUUCAAAUCAACUUAUCGGAGCAGACAGAUAUCACAGACCUGUUUGGAGCAGAUCUCCCUGUUGAAGGUGGCAAGGGAGGAGAAUUUGCCUGGCGCGAUGGCUCCCUGCUGGCAGCUCUGACGGAGGGGCACUGGGUUGUGUUGGAUGAGCUUAACCUGGCUUCUCAGUCCAUAUUGGAAGGACUCAGUGAUUGCUUUGACAUUCGAGGAGGAAUCUUCGUACCAGAAUUGGGGAUGACUUUUCAAGUACAGCAUGAAAAGACAAAGAUUAUUGGAUGUCAGAAUCCUUUUAGACAAGGAGGUGGGAGGAAGGGCUUACCCAGGUCUUUCCUUAGCAGAUUUACUCAGGCUUUUGUGGAUCCUCUUACAGUAAUUGAUAUGGAAUUUAUUGCCAGUACUUUGUUUCCAGCCAUUGACAAAACUAUUGUGAAGAAAAUGGUCGUUUUUAAUAACCAAAUUGAUCACAAAGUGACUGUUGAGAAGAAAUGGGGCCAAAAAGGAGGACCCUGGGAGUUCAGCCUCCGGGAUCUUUUCCGCUGGUGUCAGUUGAUGCUCGUCGAACAGUUCUCUGGUUAUUACGAUCCUGGCCAGCAUGUGUUUUUGGUCAUUGGUGUAUUCAAGGAUGUAUUUGAUUCAAAUUCUACUCCAUACCUGGGGACCAGACUGUUUCAUAUCACUCCCUAUGAUAUCCAACUGGGCUACUCAGUUCUUUCCCGGGGCACCUAUGUGCCUCACCCAUCACGCAGACCCCUGUCACUCCUGCAUCGGUCAUUCCAGUCAUUGGAGCCGAUCAUGAAGUGUGUACAGAUGAGCUGGAUGGUCAUCCUUGUGGGGCCAGCCUCGGUGGGCAAGACCAGCCUGGCAAAAAAGCACCACCCCAUGAUCGAUAGAGGGUCUUCUGUGUCCAAUGGCUAA